Pongo pygmaeus (Bornean orangutan) is the source of this 4231-nucleotide messenger RNA. RefSeq names its product BTB domain containing 19 (gene BTBD19). The record is from RefSeq and is a predicted model, not a curated record. The transcript has 8 exons. Bases 1612 to 2754 code for a protein of 380 amino acids. Lineage: Eukaryota; Metazoa; Chordata; Mammalia; Primates; Hominidae. Gene Ontology annotation, molecular function: protein binding.
UGAGGGCAGACGACUUGUGAAGCCCCGUUCCACCUUCUGCCUUUGGCCUCUGAUCCCACUUCCUCCAGAAUCAGUUCGGAGAUGGCUGCCCUCUGGCUCCCGAAACUCCCUCAGGCACCUGAGUCACCUGCAGGCUUUGGCGUCUGAGUUCUGUCCUGGCUCCACAGCCCUGGCUCCGCUGGCCUGAAGGGCAAGUGGGAGGGGAAGGACCUGUGUUGUGGAGUUGCCAUGGGUUGCUGGAGCAAACACUCCUCCCUCCCAGGAUCCCUCCCUCCAGUCUGGCUCUGGCUUAACCUGAGAGCAUUGUUACUGUGAGCAUGUGCUGAGCGUGGGGUGCCCCUGAGUCAUCAGGGAGAGCGGCCGACAGGGUCUUGCAGCUUAGAGGCACACUUCCUAAGCGUAGGCGACAGAAGGGCAGAUGUAGAGCGAGGCUGUGGUGAGAAAGGCUUUGUCCUACCCCAGGACUCUUGAGCCAGGGCCCAUUUUCUCCCCUUGUGGAAUGGCCAGAUGACUGGCCAUUCGUGAACAAGUCACAGAGGCCUAGGAUGGGGGAGGUCUUGAGGCUGCGGGGGUGGUGGCUCAGGAAUCCAGGGUCUGGGCCCACAGGAAGGAACACGUCAUGGCUCUGUUGUCUCCUCAUCAGCCUCGACAAGGACAAACAUUUCCGCUCCCGGCGCAGAGUUAGGGUGGGGCUUGGAUGACUUCCUCAGUUCAGGGCUAUGUGCGGGGGAGGGGAGGCCCGUUGGCUCAGCUGGUAGGAACCAGGCCUUACAAAGUGGCAGUGACUCGGCGGUGAACCCCGAGUCCAGCCUCGUGACCCUUGCUGACCCAAGUGUCCUGGGGCUUGUCCCUAGCUGGCUACACCUCUAGUACCUAGAUUUCCCCAAAGUUGCAUUUCAGAGAUGGCAGAGGCUGUGACACCUCUGCCAGGGCUGACAACUCAUGUGACUCCCGCUCUGGCAGGGAUGGGACUGUCCCCUCCCAAACAAGCCAGGUCGGGGCCCUGACCCAUCUAUGGGGGCGAGGAUUUUCCCUGUUGAGUGGGGGUUUCCCAGGCCUGGCUAACCGGAUCCUGACCCUGUGUGCCUGUGGAGGAGGGAAGGGUUAGGAGGGCAAGGAGUUUGAACUCUGAACCUAGGGCAGGCUCAGCUUCGGGGGCUGAGACCCUCAUACGGCGCUUAAUGCCCCUCUAAGGGCUGAAGUUUUCCCUGGGCCUGCCCGGGAGAUGGGUGGAGUCUCUUCUCAGGCCAGCUCCAGUUUCCAUGGAAACCCACAGGCUUCCCACCCCGUCGGCUGCCUGGGCAGACUCCCAGCCAGGGCCUCUUUCACCGCCGCCGCCAGCCAGCCAGCCAGCUUCUUCCCAGGACCAUAGGCCACUCCAGCCUCAGCUUCUCUUGGCCCCCUCCCUGUGUCUGUUCCUGUUCCCGGGCCUCUGGCCCCCGAUGCCUUCAGGAGCUUGGGCCUCUCCUGCUCCACUCCUAAACUUCAGCUUCUCAGCAAACAGGCCUCCCAAGUCCCUGCUUCUCCCUCUCAGGCCUUGCUAGCCUCACCAGCUCUAGGGCCUGGCCAGGCCUCCCAGGCUCCCUCCUCCACCCCCACCCCUUCUCACUCAUGGAGCCCCUGGGACUGGUCGUGCAUGGGAAAGCUGAACCUUUUUCCACAGCACUCCGAAGCCUUGUCAACAACCCGCGAUACAGUGAUGUUCGCUUCGUGGUCGGUCAAGAACGGCAGGAGGUAUUUGCCCAUCGGUGCUUGUUGGCCUGUAGAUGCAACUUCUUUCAGCUACUUCUGGGCACAGAGCCAGGCCCCGGGGUGCCCAGUCCUGUUGUGCUAAGCACUGUGCCAACUGAGGCCUUCCUGGCAGUGCUGGAGUUCCUAUAUACCAACAGUGUCAAGCUGCACCGCCACUCUGUGCUGGAAGUGCUGACAGCGGCUGUGGAGUAUGGGCUGGAGGAACUGAGAGAGCUGUGCCUGCAGUUUGUGGUGAAGGUGCUGGAUGUGGAGUUGGUUUGUGAGGCCCUGCAGGUGGCCGUAACCUUUGGCCUGGGGCAGCUGCAGGAGCGCUGCGUGGCUUUCAUAGAGGCCCACAGCCAGGAGGCCCUCCGGACCCGAGGCUUCCUGGAGCUGUCGGCGGCAGCGCUGCUGCCCCUGCUCCGCAGCGACAAGCUCUGCGUGGACGAGGCUGAACUGGUCCGCGCGGCCCGAAGCUGGGCGCGCGUGGGCGCGGCGGUGCUGGAGCGGCCGGUGGCCGAGGUGGCGGCCCCGGUAGUGAAAGAGCUGAGACUAGCCUUGCUGGCCCCGGCGGAGCUGAGCGCCCUGGAAGAGCAGAACCGGCAGGAACCACUUAUCCCGGUGCGGACGCGGGAAACCGGCCCAGCUCCACUCAGCAGCGGGUGGAGCAGAUUGUGGAGGCGUGGAAAUGCCAUGCCCUGCGGAGAGGGGAUGAGGCCCGGGGCGCCCCGUGUCGCCGCCGGAGAGGCACCCUGCCCCGGGAGCAUCAUCGCUUUCUGGACCUGUCCUUCAAAUGAUCCAACGCCGGGACUCGCAGAGAGCCCUGGACCCGCCCAUCUGAGCCUGCUCCAAACUACAGCUCCCGAAGUGCUCGGCGUUCAGAGUGGGCUUCCGUUCCCAGCGUGCCCAGUGAGCUGGCCGCCGGAAGAACCGUUGUCUGCCACGCGCAGCCCCUUGUGCGGGAUCAAGCCCGUGUGGGCGAGGUGGGGUCGGGUCGGCAGGGCUUGGGCUGGGCCUCCCUGAGGGGGUGAAACUCGAAAACGAGGAUUUCCUUCGCUCCACACCCUCACUCUACGCCCUGCCCCUGGGCAUCAUCGUCUACUAGUCAAUUCUGAUGACUCCCACAUAUCUAUCUGUUCAGCUCAGCUCCCUCUUUCUUUUCUUUUCUUUUCUUCUCUUCUCUCUCUCUUUCUUUCUUCUCUUUUCUUCUUUCAUUUUUUUUUGAGACGGAGUCUCGCACUCUCGCCCAGGCCGGAGUGCAGUGGUGCCAUCUCGGCUCACUGCAAGCUCCGCCUCCCGGGUUCACGCCGUUCUCCUGCCUCAGCCUCCCGAGUAGCUGGGACUACAGGCGCCCAUCACCACGCCCGGCUAAUGUUUUUGAAUUUUUAGUAGAGACGGGGGUUUCACCGUAUUAGCCAGGAUGGUCUCGAUCUCCUGACCUUGUGAUCCGCCCGCCUCGGUCUUUUUUUUUUUUUUUUUUUUUUUUUUUUUGAGACAUUGUCUUGCUGUGUCCUCAAGGCUGGAGUGUAGUGGCGCGAUUUCGGCUCACUUCAACCUUCGCCUCCCAGGUUCAAGCGAUUCUCGUGCCUCAGCCUCCUGAGUAGCUGGGAUUACAGACAUGCACCACAACGCCCGGCUAAUUUUUGUAUUUUUAGUAGAGACGGGGGUUUCACCAUGUUGGCCAGGUUGGUCUCGAACUCCUGACUUCAUGUGAUCUGCCAGCCUCGGCCUCUCAAAGUGCUGGGAUUACAGGUGUGAGCCACCAUGCCCGGCCUCAGCUCCUUCUUUCAUUCCAGACCUGCCCCCCCUGGAGACUGCUCCCUGAAUGCCCCUCAGACACCACCGGCUUGGUGCGAAAUUGAUCUCCCCAGCUUUUCCCCGGCUCUGCCCCCAUUGUGUUUCUCAUUUCCGUGGGCACCCACGCCAGAAACCUGGAUCUCCUCAUCCUUGCCUUAUCCCUCUUCUUCACACCUGCCUUAGGUCUCUUUUUACCUUGUAAGAGACCUUUCCAGUUGGUUCAGUUCUCUCAGCCCCAGGUUCAGCCUGUCCUGUCUGACACAUCUCACAGCCUUCCUGCCUUCCCUCCAGCGCCCCCUCAAUCCAUUUCCCACAGUGCAGCCAGACCUGUCUGAUUGUCAGUCCUAUGGGACUUAAGUCCUGGAACAUCCCAUUGACCUCCAGGACAAAAUUCAAUCUAUUUCACUUUCAGGGCACUCAAAACUACUAGUGAGUGGUUCCUCAUCUCUUCUCUCAAAUACAAUCUUUGCAUAAAUUCAUUUAUCCUGGAGGUAUUAGUCCUCUAGCUCCAUACUUAAUCAGUUACUGCGGACCCCUCUGCUACCUCCUUCAUUCACUAUACAUCUUGUUUUCCCGAGGAUGUGAAUCUCCCUCAAGAAAGAUCCCUGGGGCCUGGAGUGGUGUCUUACUCGUUUCUGCUUCCUCAGUCUCUGUCAGAUAAUCAGUGCUAUGUAAAUGUUAAGUAAAUGACUUUAUUUAUUUA